Molecule: messenger RNA, 699 nt
Organism: Penicillium argentinense
Lineage: Eukaryota; Fungi; Ascomycota; Eurotiomycetes; Eurotiales; Aspergillaceae
Product: seipin co-factor family protein
Exons: 1
Coding region: 1-699 (232 amino acids)
Source: RefSeq, a predicted model, not a curated record
AUGUCUCUCGACCCCGUCAACAGCGGCCUCGGCAAAGGCCUCCCAGUGAACAAAGUCCAAUCGACCGCAACAGACAGCGUCCAAUCAGCAACGGAAGAGCCCCUCAAACAAGUCAAUAAGACCACUGAAACCCUUAAAGAGCCCGUUCUCCCAGGCGAGUUCCCAUCAGACGAUGCACCCCGCGACCAUGACAAGUCCCAGCCCGAAAUCAACAUCUCGGCCAUCUGGUCUUCCUUCAGUGGGUGGGCACAUGGUCUCUUCCCGCAGGCCAUGGAUACCUUCGAGUGGGCCGUGAAAUGGUUUAUCGAUCGAUACUUCCCGCCCCCGAAACAGGCGCAGAUGUACGAGGCUGCGUUUAACCGGCCGAUCGCCUCGACCUUUUUUGUCUGUCAGCUUAUCUGCUGUGGUGUUCCACUGCUAGUAUUCCUAGCUGGUGUAUUUGUGUUCGCGGCUGUCUCAUUGCUGCUGUGGGCUCUGUUGUCGCUGUUGAUCCUGGGUCCGGUGCUGUUGGUUGCGAGUAUGAUGGGCGUCUCGCUGUGGGGCUGGGGGUGGAUCUUCUAUGGGCUGGUGAAAUGGUUCGAUCAGCGGUUUUUGGGUGGGAUGAUUACUCGUUUUUGGCUUCCGAGGGUCCAGGGAGCGGGCGAGGGUGAUAAAGAAGAGGAGGGAGAGGCGGCUGAAGACGAGAAAAAGAAUACCUAA